GUUCGCCUGACUUUCUGUAUCAUUAUAUAUAUGUUCAAGCAUAUUUUGUGAUCAACAACAGAGAAAUACGGAACGAUGACUGUAACAUUUUCUUUGUUUUACAUUCUGUUAAUUCCACACAUAAUUUGUAGCGAAUUGAAUGUCGUCUACGAUGAGUCCACGGAUAAUUAUUCGUUGCUUGAGGGCAUUGGAAAUGACGUUAAUCGAGUGGGAUGGGCUUCAUUUGUGGACAAUAUAACUGAAACUGGAUGGUCAACACUUGAAAUUCACACGAAUCCACAUUUUCCGGAUUCGAUUCAAGCAUAUUAUGCUGGCUUAAUGGAAGGUGCGAUCACCCGCAACCUGAUCAAAGAUCACUAUGAGAAUACCAUUGGCGAUUAUUGUAAAGAUAAGUCAACGUAUUGUGAUAAGCUAAAGAAGUUUUUGGAAGAGAAUGUUUCGUACAUGAAUGGAAAAGUUGAUAAAAAGCAACACAAGUGCUCCUUCUGGUACCAUGUUGGAUUGAUUCUUCAACAAGCUGCCGGUCUCGAGGAUGGUUUUUUGGGACGAAACAAUUUGAAACCGCAUAGAAACAUAUCAGUUUUUGGACUUUAUUUAAUUGGAAUAUCAGGAGAUAUGGAAGAUCUAGAAGUAGUUCUCGAUAAACCAGCCGAUUUAAAACGUAUAUUGGGAGUUGGUAAAUGCUCUGCUCUUAUAAAAGUCUUACCAAAUUACCAGGAUAUUUACACGUCACAAGUAACAUGGAGCGAUCUGGUUUCAAUGCUACGCAUUUUAAAACAUUACAAUCUUGGAUACCACGUGCUACCGACGAAAACUGCUGACCUGAUUCCCGGCCGUUCGACGUCGUUUUCUUCGUACCCCGGCACAUUACAAUCGGGCGAUGAUUUUUACAUCAUUUCAUCGGGUUUGGUAACACUCGAAACAACAAUUGGCAACAGCAACAAUAGUUUAUAUAGUUCAAUCAAAGCAAAUGGAAUAGUUCUCGAAUGGAUUCGUUCUAUAGUUGCAAAUCGUCUAGCCACAAAUGGUUCAUCGUGGUCAUCAUUGUUUUCAAAAUUCAACAGCGGAACUUACAAUAAUCAAUGGAUGAUCGUUGAUUAUAACAUGUUUGUUCCUGGACAACCGAUUCCUGAGUCCGGAAUUUUGACUGUAGUGGAACAAAUACCAACACUUAUCGUGACUGCUGAUAAAACGGAUGUCCUCAGAAAUCAAGGCUAUUGGCCUUCGUACAACGUUCCAUAUUUCAAAUCUGUUUUCGAUUUGAGUGGAAAUCAAGAGAGUGUUGACACCUAUGGAGAUUGGUUUACAUAUGAUUACAAUCCACGAGCAAACAUUUUUCGGCGAGAUCAAAGUAAAGUGACUGAUAUUGAGUCAAUGAUCAAACUGAUGCGCUACAACAACUACAAAAACGACGAAUUAUCGAAAUGUAACUGUACACCACCAUAUUCGGCCGAAAAUAGUAUUGCUGCGCGAAGUGAUCUCAAUCCGCCUGAUGGUAUUUAUCCGUUUGGAGCACUCGGUCAUCGAUCGCACGCCGCUACUGAUGCCAAGAUAACGAACUAUGAAAUGUUUAAGCAAAGACAAUUUAUCGCCGUCGCCGGGCCACCACAUGACAAUGUUCCACCGUUUCAAUGGUCUACAUCUGAUUAUCGAAAUUCAAGCCAUAAAGGUCAUCCGGACCUGUGGCUUUUUCAGCCAGUUGUUCAAAUUUGGAACACAACUGGAAACUUUUGAUUCGAAAUCUCCCAUUUUUAGUUUAGUUGAAAUGCAUACCCUGUAAAAUAAACAUGACUUGAUGCCACGGUAAGCUUGAAAUAAGCUUAACGCGAAAAAAAACUCUUCAAAAAAUAAA
Molecule: messenger RNA, 1852 nt
Organism: Bradysia coprophila
Lineage: Eukaryota; Metazoa; Arthropoda; Insecta; Diptera; Sciaridae
Product: putative aminopeptidase PLBD2
Biological process (GO): phospholipid catabolic process
Cellular component (GO): extracellular region
Molecular function (GO): glycerophospholipase activity
Source: RefSeq, a predicted model, not a curated record